This is a messenger RNA of Sphaeroforma arctica JP610, 395 nucleotides long. RefSeq lists its product as hypothetical. The transcript has 2 exons. The annotation marks the transcript as partial. Lineage: Eukaryota; Ichthyosporea; Ichthyophonida. The record is from RefSeq and is a predicted model, not a curated record.
AUGGGGGCCACAUGCGCCCUGAGCCGUUCUGCAUUGUCCGAUGAAAGUGUGCGGCGAGUGGAGGCGUUUGUGCAGAGGUCUAUGGAACCCACCACUGUGCACAUGCCUUUGAUUUACAGUAAUUAUCUCAAGCUGCUCUCCCACGACGCCGUUCAGAAAGACGAUCUGGUGUUGGAGAUCUACCGCUCACACAAGAAGUCUCCGCUGUGGCACCCUUCGUCCAAUGUCACGUGUCUGCGCUCAGUCAUCAAGUCAUGUGCUCGUCUGUGCAGGACAAAUAAGAAGUACGCGGUCAUAGCCAUCAAAGAUGUCUACCCAGCCCUCAAGAACUCACCUGGUCACUUGGGACUGGACUAUAGCAGUGUGGAUGCGCUAACGGCGUAUUAUGCCAUCAU